This is a messenger RNA of Apodemus sylvaticus (European woodmouse), 1885 nucleotides long. It is a transcript of the gene Ptms, whose product is annotated as parathymosin. Gene Ontology annotation, cellular component: nucleus. Gene Ontology annotation, biological process: negative regulation of apoptotic process; positive regulation of transcription by RNA polymerase II. Bases 1 to 1386 code for a protein of 461 amino acids. NCBI's taxonomy places the organism in Eukaryota, Metazoa, Chordata, Mammalia, Rodentia, Muridae. Gene Ontology annotation, molecular function: histone binding. The record is from RefSeq and is a predicted model, not a curated record. The transcript has 7 exons.
AUGACCCCAACUACUCCGCCUUCUGCUGGCACGGGCCGCUGCCAGGCCUCCCCCGGGCAGGCCUCACUGCCCACCGAGCCGGUCCGCCGCUGCCCCAGCCCGUGCCUCCCGCCGGGCGAGCCGGAGAGGGAGAUCCACUCCGGGGGCUCGCAUCCCUGCAACCGUGCGGGCCGCGCCGCCCUGGCCUCACCGGAGCAGGGUCGCGGCCCGGGACGCAGGGAUUGGUCCGCGCGGGAGCUUCUUGCCUCCCGCACCGCCUCCUGCCUUCAGCUGCCACCUCCGUACCCCCGCCCUCGGCCCGAGAAGCCGAACCUCCGGCAGGCCCGAGCGGAAGUGACGUCACGGCGGACAGCCCUGGGGCGGGCCACGGGAGCUCCGCCCACUCGCACAGGAGGGGGCGGUGCGCGCGUGGCGGAGCCCCAGAGGGCGGGUCCUCUGGGGCCGGCUGGCAUUUGGAGCGGAGUCUCCCCGCAGGAACCCCACCCCUUCCCACCUCCUCGCCCCACUCCGCGCUCUCCCGAGCCGUCAGUCUCUCCAUUCCCCCUCCCGGUCUCGUCCUUCCUCCAGUCCCGCUCGCUCUCCCGCCCUUCGCUUCCAUCCUCCUAUCCCCACCUCUCCAACCUCCUCUUUCAUCCCCCUCCCCUCUCCUCUCCUCCCCGCUCCCGACUGCCCCACCCCUGGGAAGCCCCUCCCGUCGGGCAGCGCCGCCUUAAAAGCGGGUUCCCUUCCCGGGGGCGGCAGCGGCUGGUCGGCGGCAGCUCUGCUGGUGCGGGGGCGGCGAGCAGGACCGAGCGACCGCGACCGGAGCGCGCCGGCCACCGCCCGCAUCGUCCUCCCGCCCGCCCUCCCGCCCUCCGGACGGCCGCAGCCCUGCGGGUCUCCGCUCGGGACCCACCCCCGCCCCACCCCGCGCGCCUCUGCCGCCUCUUGCAGCGAGCCAGCUUGCCGAGCGGCCGUCGCUGCCGCUGCCGCCGUCGCCACCGCGCCAAGUUCCGGCCGCGGCCACCCUCCGCCGUCCAGGGCUCCUCCGCCUCGGCCCCGGGACCUCGGCUCCCCGCCAGCCCCGGCCCCGGCACCAUGUCGGAGAAGAGCGUGGAGGCAGCGGCCGAGCUGAGCGCCAAGGACCUGAAGGAAAAGAAGGACAAGGUGGAGGAGAAGGCUGGCCGGAAAGAACGGAAGAAAGAAGUAGUGGAGGAGGAGGAGAAUGGAGCUGAAGAAGAGGAAGAAGAAACUGCUGAGGAUGGAGAGGAUGACGAUGAAGGGGAUGAAGAAGAUGAGGAAGAGGAGGAGGAGGAGGAUGAAGGCCCCGUGCGGAAGAGAACUGCUGAAGAGGAGGAUGAAGCGGAUCCCAAGAGGCAGAAGACAGAAAACGGGGCGUCGGCAUGAACCCCUGCCCGUGGGCUUGGGGAUGGGAGGCCCCUCAGGUCCUGGAGGUGGGGCAGGAGCACUCAGAUCCAGCCCCACUUCUCCUGGCUCCCUGCUCUGGCCCUGCCCCAGAGCUGUGACCCUUGUCCUUUGACCCAGCCUCUCAUUUCCAUCUGUCCAGACACUGCUCCUUCACCCUCACUGCCACCGGUCCAGCUCCUGACCCGACUCAUCCAAGCUCCCUGCCGGCCCUCACUCGCCCUUGCAGCCCCUGUUCCUCUUUCCUGCCUUCCCUCCACCCCAUCUGUUCCAGGCCUUGCGAAGCCUCUCCUUUCUCUCUGCACCCCGAGCCUCUCAGCCUGCCCUUCUCUCUCCUGCCUGACCCCUGGGUCUCCCUCAGAUUCCCUCCUCUCAGACAGCGCCAGGCCGGGGUGGGGCUGGGGUUGGGGCCAAGCCCCAAAGCUGCCCCCUCCCCUUUUUGUAUAAUUUAAUAAAGAAACGGUCGCGCUUCUGUUUUUAA